GUUUAGCGUAGGCUAUCGGUGCGAACUAUGCGAGUUAUACUUCUCUGUCUCUCUUUGCUACCGUUUGCUGCAUUUCUUCGCUUUGUUUUGCUGCCUGCGCUGGGGUAGAGGAUUUGAACCCUUAGCAGAGCGGUGGAGCCCAGAGCUGCACUCUAGAAAGAUAGAUGAGAACAUCCUCCCGAAUCCUAGACCGCAGCAGCAAGGGGGUGCAGCAGCAGGUCAAGAAGCAGAAGCUUACACAUAUGCUGCUGUGCCAGUUGAUACUCCUGCUGCUUCCCCUGCUGAAGCAGCAGCAGCAGCAGCAGCAGCAGCAGCAGCAGCAACAAGCUCUUUCUCGAGGAACAGCACACUUCAUAACGCACUUAGCCGCUCUCUUAGUGGGAUGGAGACAACAUACGAUUACGAUAUACUGCAGCAGCAGAUCAAAGCACACGCACAGCAGCAGGCGCAGCAGCAACAGCAGCAGCAGCGGCAGUAA
Messenger RNA from Eimeria acervulina, 478 nucleotides. RefSeq lists its product as hypothetical. NCBI's taxonomy places the organism in Eukaryota, Apicomplexa, Conoidasida, Eucoccidiorida, Eimeriidae. The transcript has 2 exons. The record is from RefSeq and is a predicted model, not a curated record. The annotation marks the transcript as partial.